This is a messenger RNA of Daphnia carinata, 550 nucleotides long. RefSeq names its product 5-hydroxyisourate hydrolase-like. Lineage: Eukaryota; Metazoa; Arthropoda; Branchiopoda; Diplostraca; Daphniidae. The transcript has 3 exons. Gene Ontology annotation, biological process: purine nucleobase metabolic process. The coding region runs from base 100 to 453 and encodes 117 amino acids. Gene Ontology annotation, molecular function: hydroxyisourate hydrolase activity. The record is from RefSeq and is a predicted model, not a curated record.
AGAAGCAGAAGUUGUAAAUUGAGUUAUCCUAUCUAUAUCGGUAUUCGAAUUAUUCAUUCGAAAUAUAACUAGCCAUUGUGUUUAAAAAUAUUAAGUUAAAUGGCGUCCAAUUAUUCGCCAUUAACUACGCAUGUUCUCAAUACUGCCACGGGAAAGCCAGCAAAUGGAAUGCAAAUUAUGUUACAUCGAAUGAAAUCAGAUUCGUCAUGGGAAAUUCUCAGACAAGGGAAGACAAAUGAAGAUGGACGAUUACCAGGCCUGUUAUCAAAAGAUGAAUUUUCAGCUGGAAUGUACAAAAUGUUUUUUGACACUUCUUCGUAUUUUAAGGAAAUGCAUAUUGACACUUUUUAUCCAUAUGUUGAGGUAAUAUUCAACAUUUUAAACACAAAUGAACACUACCAUGUACCUCUUCUGGUAAGCCCAUUUGGUUAUAGUACCUACAGAGGAAGCUAAAAUUCCAUAUGUUUGCCAUGUUAGGCAAAAGCUCUUUAAUGGUUUAAGGCAAUAUCAAAAGGUGAUUGUGGUGAAAAAAUACAUACAAUUAUAACUA